AUGGUCCUGGCAACGACGACUGCGCCUCGCCUCAACCGUCCAUCACUCCGCCGGCAACCUACGGCCACGGAGUUUGAGCCCGGGUCGGACCCGUUUGGCGGUGUACUCAGAAGCCCUACGACUACUUCGCCAUCACGGCGCAGUCCAUCACACACGGCCUCAUCGCCAGGUUCGCCGCUGCUCGGUCGUCGUCGUCGCUCGGUAACAGACGACUCGGGCGAUUCACCCAGAAAACGUAUCCGCAUCCUUGCAUCCAGCCUCUCACGGACACGCGCCUCUUUUCUCAUCAGCAAGAAGCCGGCACAUUCUUCCGAGCAGCUCGCACCAUCCAUCCAUGAGGCGGUUCAGCCAGAACCUUUACCCGAGCCCGAUUGGUCGCUUCUGAAGCAUCGCGGGCGCACAACAGAGGAAUUGAUGGACCUGCCAAGAGAAGUCACAGCUCAGCUUCUUCGCGAUAGCCUGUCUGCGCUGGAGCUCUCGAAGGCUCACCAGGCUGCGAGGAACGAAGCACUACAGAAGGCGAACUCCUGUGUUGUGCUUCAACGGCUGGAGAAUACGAGAAUGCGUAAGGCUUUGGCUGCGAAAGAGAAGAAGAAGGACGCGAAACGACUCACAAAGCGCGCACUCAUCUGCCCGAAAGGACAGCCUUCGCACUUGACGAACCCGCAGCUCAUUGAGGCACUGGAGAAGAUGGAGGCCGAAAAGGAGCAGGAGGAAUUGGAUGCGAAGCAGCGGAAGAAGGAUGCGGAAUUGAAGAGCACGUUCAAGCGCCAGCAAGAGGAGUACUGGGUUGCUGUGAAGACGCAGGUGGGGAGGGAGCAGGCCGAAUGGGACAAGAGGUUGUCGGAGCUGCGAGCUGAAGGAGAAACUGUUAAAAAUGCCAAGGAAGCUUUAGGAAAAAAGCCGGCGAUGCCAUUGAAGGCUGACGUACUUGCGGAGUUCAGCUCACGCAACCUUCGCCCACUCGUAGACCCUCCAUCCUCCGAGGUUGAGGCCGAGCAUUAUCAGGAUGGCGAGGAGUGGCAGGGUUUCGGCUGGAGACUUGACCACUCGCGAGAUGGUGGCGAAGCUGAUGACGAGGACGAGGAGGAGUAA
This is a messenger RNA of Peniophora sp. CBMAI 1063, 1095 nucleotides long. Lineage: Eukaryota; Fungi; Basidiomycota; Agaricomycetes; Russulales; Peniophoraceae. The record is from the annotation of a GenBank genome assembly.